This is a messenger RNA of Nymphalis io (European peacock), 4671 nucleotides long. RefSeq lists its product as uncharacterized. The record is from RefSeq and is a predicted model, not a curated record. Bases 215 to 2512 code for a protein of 765 amino acids. NCBI's taxonomy places the organism in Eukaryota, Metazoa, Arthropoda, Insecta, Lepidoptera, Nymphalidae. The transcript has 8 exons.
AUUGGUUUGUUAUUAAUCGAAUAUUUUCUUAUUCUAGUUGACAACAACUUUUGUCUUUAUUUUGUUAAUUUCUGGAAAUUAUACAUAUUGCUUAAAGUAAUAGAAUGAACAUUUCGUUUUAUGUCACAUUCUAAAUUUAAAUUAGUUACUAAAAAAUACUAUUAACCUUAAAUCAGACAAUGCCGACGUCCGUUGAUAAAUUAUAUCAGUAACAAUGGAUCCUCUCGAAGGAUCGGCGCCGAUGAGAAAUCCAGGAAAACAAGAUCUCGAAAGCGAAAUAGUUAAGAGUUGUAAGGGCACAUCAAAACAACGAGGGCAAGGUGACUGCGAAGAAAAUGUGUUUACAUCAAUGUCACAUGAAACAGAUUUAAAUUUUUGCCCUUUGAAUGGCCCAAGACCAAGAAAUAUAAAUUCCUCGACGAACAAUGAGUUUGGACAGCCGUCAAAUCCAUUACCAGAAGGUAAUUCGGAGCAGCACAGUAAUAACAGUCCUCAAAUGUCAAAUAACACUAAAAACACCGCGAAUAGUCCACCCGACCUUGUAAGUAAUAAUAAAUCUGAUAUAACCCCUUGUGAUAAUGGCUUAGAAUCAAGUCAAGAUAAACAAACAUGUAUGAAACAUAAGGUUUGCUUGGAAAAUGUAGGCCCAUUGCACAGUUUCAAUUUAAAUGCACCAUCAACUAGUGGAGCCUCUUCCAGCAAAGUCUACGAAAAUCUACCUGAGAGUAGUACUUUUAGAGAAAGUAGGAAAAGACCAUCAAGCUUAAAGUUAAAUAGGUCUCAUUUUAAUGCUGAAGACAGUUCCAGUGAUACUGGCAAUGAUGAUUAUUCUUUAGGCUCAGAAGAUGGUUGUAUUUAUACAUACAGGGGUGGUGAACACUUGGCAGAUUUGCCAAGUUCAUUCUUUAGUUUGGAUAUGGGAUUGCCUCUUGACAAACAUCUCCCCAUGCCUCCCCAUUACCCUGUUGCUCAACAAGUGGGACCUAUUGCUAGAGAGCAGAGUUCACGUGUAUCAAGUCCAGACAUGGAUUUUCUAGAAAUGGAUUUUGAUCCUGGACCCUCAUGCGAAGUAGAUACUGGAGAUGAGUCUACGCCUGAUACAGAUCUGGAUAGCUCAAACAUGCCUGAAGAAAUUGAGCCUGUUAUAAGAGGAACAUCUCCUGAAUAUUUGCCAGGGCCUGUUCAGCCUCAGCAGAUUGUAGUUGCGUCUACUUCCGCUCAAGUGGUAGAACCACAUUACUGUAAUGUGCCAUCAACAAGCCGAGGUAUAGAAGUAGAGCAGAAUGUGCCUGACAAUGCUAGGGCUGCUCAUGAAUUUGGGCCUUAUAUAACUCACAUUAAUGUGAGGGGAGAACAGUUCUUAGUACACAGGACCACUUCACAAUGGUCAACUACCUAUCAGACUAUUCAUGUGCAUGCGUCUAGUGGAGAUUUGAUAGCACCAAGAGAAAUAUUGCACUAUGAAGAAGAGCAUGCAGAAGAGCCAUUUGCAUAUCAAAUUAACCAGGGUGAGAGGCCUAUCUUUGACUCAUCAAAUAUGUCUUCAACAUAUUAUCAUGUUACUAUGGCUAAAAAACUUUUGACCGAAAGAUUACCAUCUGAAAUGAACAACCAUGAUGCUCCAUCGGUAAAAAAUGAAAAACCGGAAACUGAGUUUGCUGUUUGCAGUGUGGAACCACCUCGGUGCAUGGUGUGGUCGGAACGUGAGGCAUGUGAAAGACAAGUGACACAGAUCGGCACUUCUGCUUGUGGGGCAACAGCUGUUGUCAAUGUCUUUAUUGCACUCGGUGUACCUGUAAAUAUAGAAAGAAUCAAUUCAUGUGUUGGAACAAGACAAAGAGCUAACAAUGCGCCAUUACCAAGAUAUUUAUUAACAAGGGCAGUGGCCGGUUGCACUGCUGCAGAUUUAAUAACUGGUAUCCAGAGGGCCUCAGAUGGCCUUGUUACGGCAAGAUUCUUCCCGACAUACCCAGAAAGGGUAGUUUCUUUAUCUCAUUGGUUAGCUGAUUGGAUAUCACUUGGUGCAGUACCAAUCGUAACUCUUAACCUUCAAAUGGGUUGCGAAGGAGAGAUCCCAGAUGCGUGGCACCAUCAAAUGGUGUUUGGUGUAUCACCUCAGGGGGUAUACUUGACCAACCCCGUAGAAUGUGUUCGUGAGUCGGCGCUCUGGGUUCGGUUGACUUCCCCAUCAGUGUUGCUAGUUCGGACAAGGGAUGUGCUGGCAAGGUUUACGGCUAAUACUGAUCUAACGCCGUUAAUGUUCGUUCCCGAUCAACGGUUUCACACCUUCAAUGUUCUCGGUCAAGUGGUGAACGUGAUCCGCGAGUGGCGGGCAACGGGCUGGUCGGAGCACGGCACGCGCACGCGGCACGUGCGUGUGCCGGCCGCCUACCGCGCCGGCGUCACGGUGGCCGCGCUCACGGGCUCCGAGGCGCACCGCCGCCUCGUGCACGCCGCCUCGCUGCCCCUGCUGGCGCCCGACCCCGACCCCGACCCCCACGGUGAGCCGUGAAGCAACAAAUGUAAAAAGACAUUCAUAUAACUUACAUUAAGGAUAACGAAGUCUCGACGUGACCACUACUCGAAAAUUUAUGGUGAAUUAAAUGUACCACCGAGUUCUGUAAAAUAUUGACCUUUCGGAUCAGAAAAAAAGACCUUUUUCUAUAUUCUAUAUAAAAUGUAAAUUUAAGGUUUAUCAUAAUUAUAUAAGACCUAACAAAUAGAAUAUUGUUUACAGCUUAAAAUAAUGGAGAUAUUAAUAUACAUAUAUUUGUAUUGCUUUAAUUGUUUGAAUAAAAUACGUUUUUAUUUAUUCAAAUACUAUCGAAAUAAACACCAGCUUAUUAUAUAUUUGUAUGUAUGUAAAUGAACUGAUUUAAUUAAUCGCUCAAAAUUUUGUUAUUCAAUGUUUACAGGAUUCAUUGUACUCAUUUAAGGGCUAUGACGAGCCGGUUGGCGUGGUUGGUAGAUACUUGCCUUUCACGCCGAAGGUUGUGGGUUCGAUUCCCACCCAGGACAGACAUUUGUGUGCAUGAACAUGUCUGUUUGUUCUGAGCCUGGGUGUAAUUAUCUAUAUAAGUAUGUAUUUACAAAAGAAAAGUAGUAUAUGUAGUAUAUCAGUUGUCUGGUUUCCAUAGCACAAGCUUUGUACAAGCUUAAUUUCAGAUCAGAUGGCCGUGUGUGAAAAAUGUCCUAGGAUAUUUAAAAUUUUUUUAUUUAUUUCUAUAUAUCAAUUUAUUAGGGAAUGUAAAAAUUAAAAAAAAAAAUCCCAUGUUCUAAUUUGAAUGAAACCAAAAUAGGACAGGGUUUUCGUAACCCAUGUUAUAUUGUAUUGGCUAAAUUUUAUUAGCCACGAGAUAUAUGUGUAAAUAUUUUUUUAAGGAUAUAAUAAUGUAUGUUAGUCAAUUGGUGCUUACUAGUCAAAAUUAUAUUAGCACAUACUAUAUGUAACCAUUUCAACACAAAGUAUAUUGUACACUCGUACUAACAUAAAAGUAAGUUUGUGAAUUAUCCUUCAUAGUUUAGUCUCUGUAAGAAUUUAUUGUAUCACAUUUGGAAUAUGUUAAACUAAUUAAAUAAUGAAAAUUAAUUUUCAUUAUAAAAGAGGGGAUAAUAAGACUUUGUAUCAAGUGUGUCCAGUUGGGAUUUGAAAUUAUAUAAUUAUGUGGAUGUUAAAUUCAAUAGUUAAAUAUAUUCUAAUUUGAAUCUAGUUGAUACUCAUGUUUUUUUUCUUGUUUCAUUGUUUUAAAUACAUUACAGAUGUUGCCAUAAGACAUAUUAUUCUUAAAUUUUUAAUAAGCAUCUUAUCACACUCAUCUGUCAUAUACUUUCCACAUACCUCUCUGUUCAAUACAAUUUUACUUAUGUUUGUUAAUAAAAGUUUUAAGAAUAUUUUAUGUAUUUAUAUUAAAUUUAUCCCAUAAAAUAUUAUUGGACUGGUUUUAAUUAAAGUUAUUUAGAUUUGAGAUAAUCCUAUAAGUAAUUAUAUGAAAGGAAUCCAACUAAUAUUGAAGCUAAUAAACAGUUGACAUUUUUUUGUUUAUAUUUAUUUGAUUUUUUUUUGCUUAUAAAGUUUUAUGCAACGGUUUAUGAAAAGGUUAACUUGAAGGUAUUAAAUAAACUCUUAAUAAUUUUAUUAUGACGAGCGUGGUAAUAUUUAGUUGAAGCAGUAAUACUAGCUGGUCUUUUUUCUUUUUUUUUGCCCUAUAUCGCUGACGGAACUUGCAAUUUAAAUUAAAUUUAUUAUACUCGUUCAAGUUAAUUUUUUUACUAAAAUGACUCCGAAAUGUUAAAUAAUAAAAUGAUUUCCACUGAAUAUGCCUUAGCGACCAGUCAUUUAGAAUUGUUUCUAAUGAUGUAGGAAUUGAUAGUAAAUUUAAUAUUCUAAUGUAUUAUACUAAAUUUAGUGAACUGAACUCAAGAAAAUCUCUUUUAAAUUUAGAAUUAGUAAUUUGUGAGGAAUUGUAAAUUAAAAUAUGUGAUUAGUUGAGUGUGAUAUGACCCUGAAAUUAUAUAGAAAUGUUUGUAUAAGUUUGCGAUGUUGUUAAUUGGUCGUCGCUUCUUACAUUUAGUAUGUAACGGUUGUAAACGGUUACUGUAACUUCACGUAACUUGAUUGAAGCAAUGUUAUCUAUAACAUUAUAUUUUUGGAAUAUACUAUCAUAGAACAUU